AUGCUGGAUUCUGAAAAUACGCUCAUUUUUUGGAACAUAGGCAGCAACCCGGAUCUCAAAACAUUGAGCUUGUUCUUGAUGAUCCCAGAUAUGCGAAGAUAUCGACCUCGCCGGCGCCAGCGGGCUUUCCCCUCUGGACCAGGAUACCAUCAACAUCAUCAGUAUAUUGGCAUCAAAACCACUAUCCAUCUUUCUUGGCGUGCUGAAGAACGGACACGUUGUUCCUUCCUGACGAUACAUGAUGGUCUUUCCAGCUGCGACGUCAAAAUGCUUGGCGGACAUUAUCUCGACAACGACCGACAGCGAGCACAAUCAAACCGGAAUCUUCUCAUUCUAGAAGAUCAGAGCUAUUCGGUGAUAUGGUUGACCUCGCUGUCCUCAAACAGCCAUUUCCUUCGAUGGACAAUUAACACCACCGCAGGACUCAGAGAUAGCCCUGUCAAUGUUCUUUUGGGACAAAGCGGAUUUCCGCCCGACAGCCACAACACACGCUCAAAGGCAGUGAACCACACUACAAUGACCACUGAGAACCUUUCGAGUACGCUCUACAACCUCCAAGCAUUUCCAUGUCCCUCCGAGUUCAUCUUCAGCCUGUGCAUGGCAUACCCAUCGAACCUCCCUCCCCACCUCCAACCUUUCCCGGCCUUUCCGGGCAGCAACACCAUCAAACCCCACCCGUCCCCCCUCCCCAACCCACACUUACCCUCCUCACCAUAUCCUCCCAUCCUCAACCCCCCGUUCUCGUACCUCCCGCCUAAAUCCCAAUUUUUUAUUUCAGUCACGUGCAAAAAUUUCAUAUGGAAAGCUUGGACGUUUCUGUCCGCUCCUGGAUCUGAAACCGGUGUUCUGAGAUUUACGCGCGGUUUUGGAGCGGUCAGGUUCGAAGUGAAGUGGAGAAGGAAAGGAAGUAAAGAGCGGGUGGAUAAAGAUUGUCCUGGGGUCCGGGUGGAUGGGGGGCCUGAGGCAGAGUAA
Molecule: messenger RNA, 972 nt
Organism: Pseudocercospora fijiensis CIRAD86
Lineage: Eukaryota; Fungi; Ascomycota; Dothideomycetes; Mycosphaerellales; Mycosphaerellaceae
Exons: 7
Coding region: 1-972 (323 amino acids)
Source: RefSeq, a predicted model, not a curated record